Messenger RNA from Thlaspi arvense, 997 nucleotides. The record is from the annotation of a GenBank genome assembly. NCBI's taxonomy places the organism in Eukaryota, Viridiplantae, Streptophyta, Magnoliopsida, Brassicales, Brassicaceae.
ACCAUAUCUCGCUGCAGUUGUCUCCUAGUGUAAUAUGAUGUCUUCCUUUCUAUUAUUGUAAACCAAGCCGAUUGAGAUAAACUGAAUGUUUCUAACGCAAUUAAUUGCAAAUUAAUAUUAGUCCGAUUUUUUUCGCAGUUUCAUUUUCAUUUUCUUAUCUUCAAGACACUCCAAUUUUUUGAACUUCUUGGAGUGAAGCCGACUCUCUCAAGCCGCUAUAGCAUUCACAUGUAAUGGAUUUUUCUCACUCUGCGUUUCUUUCUAUGAAUCCUUCGCCUCUCACUCCAAGAUUCUUACAAACUCUGAAUUCUCCGUUCCUCUCCCCGUGCUCUGUUUGGAGGUUAAAACAAGCAUCUUCAAAUUCGAGAACUCGAUUUUCCCCUCUUCGAUCCCAACGAUCGCCGACCAAAACCCUCGUUUUGUCUGCACAGUCUAGUCUCCUGAAAGUUCUUAGAACCGCGUGGAAUAUUGGUAGAGAUGGAAUCGAAGCUGGAACCAGUCUUGUACCAGUUUCUGUGCCUAGACCAGUUGCUAGAAUCUCAGUGACAACUGCAGUAUUGGCGGUUUCGUUGUUCGUUCUCAAGUCGUUUCUAUCAACAGCGUUCUUCGUAUUGGGUACAAUGGGCUUUGCAUAUUUCUUAUUCAUAGCCUUAAACAAAGAUGAAGUUCCUAAACAAAGAAGAGGAGAUAAUAGUUCUGGUUCCAAACCAAUGGAUGAUCCACUUGAAGAAGCAAAGAAAAUUAUGGACAAGUACAAGUAAGCUUAAGAUAAGAGAGAUCUUCCAUGUAUACAGAUACAAUACUUAGGUAUGUCUUAUGUGUUUUGAUUUAAGAUCAACUCGCUAUAAAGUGUAAAACAAGGGAUUGGUAAAGGAUGGGUUCAUGAAUUGGAUACCUUGAAUAGGUUACAACAUUAAAGCAACCAUUGAUAUUUGAGAAAUGUACACUUUGAGACACUUUUUUACUUUUAGUUUACAAAUAGACACUUCUACAUGAG